This is a messenger RNA of Coniosporium apollinis CBS 100218, 687 nucleotides long. RefSeq lists its product as uncharacterized. Lineage: Eukaryota; Fungi; Ascomycota; Dothideomycetes. The transcript is spliced from 2 exons. Bases 1 to 687 code for a protein of 228 amino acids. Gene Ontology annotation, biological process: regulation of transcription by RNA polymerase II. The record is from RefSeq and is a predicted model, not a curated record. Gene Ontology annotation, cellular component: nucleus.
AUGACCCCUCAGGACUACGGGUGCUGGGACCAGAUGUAUCGUGCGCAACAGACGACAGCAUUGCAGACAGUCCCGCUAUAUCAAUAUCCUUCGUAUUGCACGCCGCCGGUUACCGCCGGGUUCAGCCAGUCGAUCCUCUCCACCAGUUCGAACGGAUCCGCGGCAGCUGUUGAGAGCGGAGACCUGCUAUCCAACUCAAGUCUUCAGUCCUGUAAUGUCCAGUCAACAAGGUCUUCCCGCUCAAACUCUGAAACCUCCGUAGGAAGCUCCAUCACCGAGGCUACAGAAGUCUCCGCUAGUGCCAGGGCGUCAAGAGCAACCUCUCCAGGCUCUGCAGACCUUCAGGCAUAUGGAUAUCCCGACCGGAACGGGAGCUGGAUCUGUGGAUACCCAGGUUGCAGUUCUCGAGCUGUCUUCAUCCGCGGCUGUGACUUCCGGAAACACUACAAGCGACACACGAAGUCGUUCUUCUGCCGGCUUGAAGGCUGUCCGCAGUCCACGGGCGGCGGCUUCUCGAGCAGGAAAGAUCUAGCUAGGCAUGAAGCCAAGCAUAAUCCGGACGUCAUGUGUGAGUGGGACGGGUGUGAUAGAGUGUUUAGCAGGGUCGAUAAUAUGCGAGACCAUGUAAAACGGAUACACCUGAAGAGUUCUCGGCAGUCCCCUAUGCAGCAGACAGUGUCAGCAUGA